Messenger RNA from Entrophospora sp. SA101, 600 nucleotides. The record is from the annotation of a GenBank genome assembly. Lineage: Eukaryota; Fungi; Glomeromycota; Glomeromycetes; Entrophosporales; Entrophosporaceae.
AUGUCAUCUAGACAAUUUAGCCAAGGUAAAAAAAGCCAUCGUGGAGGUCGUGGAGGUCGUGGAAGAGGUGAUGGCGGCGGCGAUGAAAGACAUGAUAUAAAACUUUCGAAAUCUUUAUCGUAUGUUUUACGACAUGGAGCAACGAAAGAAGGCUUAAAUAUUCGUGAAGAUGGGUAUAUCAAAUUAGAGGAAUUGUUUAAAUUACCAAGAUUUAAAGGAAGAACUUUUGAAGAAAUUAAAAAAUUAGUAAAUGAUUUAGAAUUAGAAAAAAUAACAGAUUCCACACAAUAUCUAAAUGUUGUACAUGGAACAUAUUUAAAAAAUUGGAAAGAUAUAGAAUCACAAGGUCUUUCCAAGAUGAAACGUACUCAUAUUCAUUUUGCAACUGGACUUUAUGGUGAUAAAGAUGUUAAAAGCGGAAUGAGACACAAUUGUGAUUUAUUUAUAUAUAUUGAUAUGAGUAAGGCCAUUGAAGAUAAUAUUGAAUUUUAUAAAUCCUCCAACGGAGUAAUAUUAACAGCAGGAAAUGAUGGAAUUUUACCACCAAAAUAUUUUCUUAAAGUUGUUGAUAAACAUGAAAAAAUAUUAUUUCAGAAUUAA